AAUCCUUUGUAAUGGCCAACAAGAAAGAGCCUCCUUUUUUCAAUGAAGACAACUUGGGACUAUUUCACUACAAGCUGCCUUUUUAUGAAAAUAUGGAGCUCUUUAUUGAAACGCUUACGGGCACGUGCUUUGAACUGCGAGUGUCUCCCUUUGAAACUGUGAUUUCUGUGAAAGCUAAAAUUCAAAGACUGGAAGGUAUUCCUGUUUCUCAGCAGCACUUAAUUUGGAAUAAUAUGGAACUGAAGGAUGACUACUGUUUGAAUGAUUAUAACAUUUCAGAAGGCUGCACUCUGAAGUUAGUUCUGGCUAUGCGAGGUGGACCUAUUAACACUAGAAGAGUUCCUGUGGAAGACCCAAUUAGGGAAAUGGCUGAAUAUAUGGAUCCCAGUAGAGAUGAGAUCUGGGAGAAGGGGCCAUCCAACAAACAAGUUACCUUUCUAGUAUAUCGAGAGGGAGAUCAGCUGAACUUCUUCCGUGUGGUAGACCGGGGAGAUGGUACUUUAACGCCAUUGUCUGAGUCUUUGAGUGGUGGAUCAGUUUAUAACUUGUAUGCUGAUGAUGAAGAUGAAACCGAGGCAUCACCUUCUGGACAACAGAUUAUUGAAAAUUCAAUUACUAUGAAUAAAAUGAAGCUGCUCAAGGCAAAGAUGGAGAACAUGAAUCUGAGUAAAAAGCCUAAGAAAACCGUCAAGGUGAAACCUCGUCCUCCAGUGGCUCCUCGACCAUCUAGUAGCUCAGUGGCUGCUGCUGCUCGUCACAGGUUUUUAAGAGUGCUCCCCCACAUCGGACAGUCCUGCCUACCUCCUCCUGGGAAUUCGUAUCCUUCAGAAUCUUCCCAAAAUGCACUUUCUGCUUUGGCUACCUUGGCCACUGCUGGUAGAGCAAUGUCAUCCACAACCAAUGACUUUCUAAAGGAGGAUGACACCUGGCAGAGCACCUCUUGGUCUCAGUCAGUUAGUAGCAUUAGGUUACCACCGAAAAUAUCUCGUGUUGAACUGGAAAAUGCAAAACUACCAACAAGUGGUAUUUUGACUCCUCCUUCCUCUCUGCGUACAAGUUCAGAAAAGUCAUCUGAAAAUGUGGCCUCUCCAAAUGAGAGGGAUUCUAUUCUAUAUGCAAAUCUAACAAAUUUAGAACCAUAUGGAACAGAAGAAAAACUUCCACCUGAAACUGAUGCUUUUGCUUUGUUAACAGAAGCAAGCACCACUGAACAGUAUAGUGAGAUAUAUGACAUAGGAAAGGUGAACCCAGAACUUGGACUGACUGAUAGGGAUGAAGACUCUAAGGUUGUAGAGCAACAGAGAAAACCUGUUAGCAAAGUGCUGAGCACUGCUGCAAUGGAGGCUGGACUUCUCAGUACUCAUGAAUUAAGUCCCCAGAAGAAUACGCUUCUGACACCUCUCCAGUAUUCAGCACAGGUGGCACAUCACAGUCCUCUGAAACCACAACCACAAACCAAAUGUUUUGAGGUUGGGAAAAUGAGAUCUGCGGCCUCUCCAAACAUGCUCCGAUCUUUGGAAGUCCACAGCAUAGCGGAUUCUUCCUUUUCUAGGACUACUAGAUUUCGUGGCAUGAAAGUAGAUUCACUUGGCAAAAGGCCUGAUGUAAUUUCUAACGCAGAGCCUAGGGACAUUACAGAUGUGGCCCACAAAGCAUCCAAAGAACCCACAAAUUCUGUAAAUAACUUGGGAUUUCUAACUUCGCUGUCCCGAAGUGCAAGCAGGGAAAACUUACAGAGUUCCUGUGGGACAGGCAGGUUUCGGACUUCUGGUAUUGCACUGCCUACAAACCUUCAGUGUUUUCAGGAAGAAAGCUUUAGGAAAAUGGCUCCCCCAAAUGAAGCUGCUGAAUACAUUCUAUCUUCACAUGGGCUUGGAAUGAAUGGAAGUGUUGCAGCUGUAGGGAAAAGAAUAGCAGGUGAAACAACCCAUCUUCCACCUGUGAAUGGCUCAAUUCAAGCAAAAAAGAAAAUUACAAAGCAUUGCUUUCUUUGUGGCAAGAAAACUGGAUUGGCAACCAGCUAUGAGUGCAGAUGUGGAAACAACUUCUGUGCGACUCACCGCUAUGCAGAGACUCACGCCUGCACCUACGACUAUAAGAGUGCAGGGCGAAGGUAUUUGCAGGACACCAAUCCCGUCGUUAGUGCACCAAAGCUUCCCAAAAUCUAACUUGGUUGUGCUGCAUGUGGCCGUUCUGCCAUUGAAGAAUUGUAUUGCAUUCAGAGAAGCACUUGCUUAAACUGCAUAAUUUUGCCCUGCUCCAUAUCUAAAGAUUUGACGAGUAACAAAAGCACAUGAGGACGCAUCCUAUUGAAGAAUAAUGUGAACACUACUGCAGUUAACACUUUUCUUUAGUGAAUGAAAAGCUAAAGAUAGUUUUUAAAAAUUGACACUAUGAUUUAACUGUUACUGCACGUCUUGUGUUAAGUGUUUUAUAUUUGGAAAGCUAUUUCACUAGACAAGUCUUUGAAAGAUGCACUUUACUAACUUUAUUUACUGUAACCAGACUUGAGGGGGUGCUGUAAUGAGGGUGUCAUGUAAUGUCUUCUGUACUCUUGCGUUUUGUCCAUUGCGUGGGAUUUUUAAGUUAUUUCGCUAGAAAGAUUCUCUUCCCUCCCUUUUCUUCAAACAGCCUGCUGAGAUCUUCAAGGGGUGCAGCAUUCUGUCCCUCUGUUCCAUUCAGAUUGGUAUCCGUAUACUGUGUAUCCAUUCUGAAAAUGACAUAUCAUGUUAAUCACACUUUCUUAAAAUGAUACUGUUUAUAGGCAAGUUUUUUUAAAUAGAAAAUUUCCCCUUUGUUGCCAUUAAAUAUAAGGAACAAUUUAUUUUAACUUUUUUUGUAAUCCUAGAUUUUUUAAGACUUCACAAUUUGGUUUGUUAAGAUGUUGAAUGCUGUUACUGGAGGAAAUUCUAAUAAAUAUUAAAUUUUA
Tinamus guttatus (white-throated tinamou) is the source of this 2929-nucleotide messenger RNA. Lineage: Eukaryota; Metazoa; Chordata; Aves; Tinamiformes; Tinamidae. The record is from RefSeq and is a predicted model, not a curated record.